Messenger RNA from Columba livia (rock pigeon), 2380 nucleotides. RefSeq names its product copine 5 (gene CPNE5). Gene Ontology annotation, biological process: cellular response to calcium ion. Lineage: Eukaryota; Metazoa; Chordata; Aves; Columbiformes; Columbidae. Gene Ontology annotation, cellular component: plasma membrane. The transcript has 20 exons. The coding region runs from base 130 to 1950 and encodes 606 amino acids. Gene Ontology annotation, molecular function: calcium-dependent phospholipid binding. The record is from RefSeq and is a predicted model, not a curated record.
GCGGUAUCGUAGGAAACGCCGGGGCAGCCCCUCGGACCGGUGCCGGGGCGGUCCUGGGGCGGAGCCGAUCCCGGUGCCGGUGGUGGGGCGCGGGGGCGGCCGGAGCGGGGCAGCGGCGGAGCUCGGGGCAUGGCGGGCCUGGGCGCCCCGGAGCCGGGCAGCGGCCCCGGUCCCGGCCCCGUCCCGGCCACCCGGGUGGAGCUGACGGUGUCCUGCAGGCAGCUCCUGGACAAGGACACCUUCUCCAAGUCCGACCCACUCUGUGUGCUGUACACCCAGCGCCCCGGCUGCCGGCAGUGGCGGGAGUUCGGCCGGACCGAGGUCAUCGACAACACCCUGAACCCCGACUUUCUGCGCAAGUUCGUCCUCGACUAUUUCUUCGAGGAGAAGCAGAACCUCCGCUUCGACCUGUAUGAUGUGGACUCCAAGAGCCCCGACCUCUCCAAACACGAUUUCCUGGGCCAGGCCUUCUGCACCCUGGGCGAGAUCGUGGGCUCUGCCGGCAGCCGCCUGGAGAAGCCCCUGACGAUGGGGACAGUCACCACGCAUGCGCGGGGCAGGAGACCCGCUCCGGCCGUCUCCAACGGCGGCAUCCCCGGGAAGAAGUGCGGCACCAUCAUCCUCCUCGCCGAGGAGCUGGGCAACUGCCGGGACGUGGCCACGCUGCAGUUCUGUGCCAACAAGCUGGACAAGAAGGAUUUUUUCGGCAAAUCUGACCCCUUCAUGGUCUUUUACCGCAGCAAUGAGGACGGGACCUUCACCAUCUGCCACAAGACGGAGGUGGUGCGGAACACGCUGAACCCGGUGUGGCAGGCGUUCGCCAUCCCGGUGCGCGCCCUCUGCAACGGCGACCACGACCGAGCCAUCAAGGUGGAGGUGUACGACUGGGACCGCGACGGCAGCCACGACUUCAUCGGGGAGUUCACCACCAGCUACCGGGAGCUGGCGCGGGGACAGAGCCAGUUCAACGUCUACGAGGUGGUGAACCCCAGGAAGAAGAUGAAGAAGAAGAAAUACCUGAACUCGGGGACGGUGACACUGCUGUCCUUCGCCGUGGAGUCCGAGCACACCUUCCUGGACUACAUCAGGGGCGGGACCCAAAUCAACUUCACAGUGGCCAUCGACUUCACUGCGUCCAACGGGAACCCCUCGCAGUCCACCUCGCUGCACUACCUGAGCCCGUACCAGCUCAACGCGUACGCCAUGGCGCUCACCGCCGUGGGCGAGAUCAUCCAGGACUACGACAGUGACAAGAUGUUCCCGGCGCUCGGCUUCGGCGCCAAGAUCCCGCCCGAUGGCCGCGUGUCCCACGAGUUCCCGCUGGUGAGGACCCGUCCCCGAGGGUGGGGACAGCGGGGUUGGGGACACGGUGGCGUUGUCACCGUCCUCGCCCGGCAGAACGGGGAUGCAGCCAACCCAGCGUGCAGCGGCAUCGCGGGCGUGCUGGAGGCGUAUCACCGCAGCCUGCGCAGCGUCCAGCUCUACGGACCCACCAACUUUGCCCCCGUCGUCAACCACGUUGCCCGGUCGGCGGCGGAGGUGCUGGAUGGGUCGCAGUACUUCGUGCUGCUCAUCAUCACCGACGGCGUCAUUUCGGACAUGGCGCAGACCAAGGAGGCCAUCGUCAACGCUGCCAAGCUCCCCAUGUCCAUCAUCAUCGUGGGGGUCGGCCAGGCCGAGUUUGACGCCAUGGUGGAGCUGGAUGGUGACGACAUCCGCAUCUCAUCCCGCGGGAAGGUGGCCGAGAGGGACAUCGUGCAGUUUGUCCCCUUCCGGGACUACGUGGAGGGGGGGUCCAGCGCGGGGCUGAGCAUGGCCCGGCUGGCCCGGGACGUCCUGGCCGAGAUCCCCGACCAGCUCAUCUCCUACAUGAAGGCCCGAGGGAUCAAACCCCAGCCCGCAACCCCCAGCCCUGACCCCCCCGGCCCCCCCGUGCCCCCCCAGCCCUGACCCCCCCGCUCUGUCACCCCCUGUCCCCAGGUUUGAGUGUUUGUCUGAGUGCCCCCCUUUCCUUGCACCAGGGAUAAGUGGUAACAGGUCCCUGUGCCCAAGGGGGGACAUGAGCCCUGGGUAGGGGGGGUUUCCCUCCUGACCUCCAAAAUCACAUUUUUGGGGUCAUCUCUGGUGGCCCUGGUGACAUUUGGAUCAUGCUCAUCCCGUUCCCAGCCCUGGGGGUGACACAUGAUCCACCCCCCCCAUCCUGCAACAAGUGCUGCUGCUCCCAGGGGGGUCCCAGGUCCCCUUUUGUGUCCCCCCCCCCGCCCUUCACUUUUGUACUUGCAUGGACCGUGUGUCCCCCCCACGUCCCGUGUGUGUCUGCUGUGGGUUUGUAUCAAGUGGCCUUAAACCAGAAUAAACUAUAGUCUUUUUAAUUGUCUAA